Humulus lupulus (European hop) is the source of this 472-nucleotide messenger RNA. RefSeq names its product proteinase inhibitor-like. Bases 90 to 299 code for a protein of 69 amino acids. The record is from RefSeq and is a predicted model, not a curated record. Gene Ontology annotation, molecular function: serine-type endopeptidase inhibitor activity. The transcript is spliced from 2 exons. Gene Ontology annotation, biological process: response to wounding. Lineage: Eukaryota; Viridiplantae; Streptophyta; Magnoliopsida; Rosales; Cannabaceae.
AUAGAAGAGGAAGGCGUUCCCUAAAAUCUAUAAAUAGACACAACUAAAACUAUACAUAUACAGACAUAAAGCAAAGGAAAAGAUUUAUAAUGUCGAUUUGUACAGGAAAGAAUUCGUGGCCGGAGCUUGUGGGAGCUAAUGGGGAAGAAGCAGCGAAAAAGAUAGAAGAAGAGAACAGUAAUGUGGAUGCGAUUGUGGUAGUCGAAGGGAGUGGGGUGCCUGAGAACUUCAGCUGCCUCAGAGUUUGGGUUUGGGUCAAUGACUAUGGCAUCGUCACUCAAGUUCCUAACAUUGGCUAGCUACCUAUAUUCCUCAUCAAAAUAAAUUUCUUUUGAUUAUAUACAUAUAUAAAUAUAUAUAUAUAUAUAAUCAAGUUCUCUCUCUUUCUUUAUACUUAUAUGUUUGUAUACUUCAUGUAUAUACCAUUAUGGUAGUGAUAAGAAUAUAUAAUACGUGUUUCUUAUAUUUAAAA